AUGUCGCAGGAGUCAUUUUCUUCGGAAUCUGUAAAGCAGGUAGCGGCUGUGACAGUUGUCGAACCGUCGUCAAAGAAACGGUAUGAGGGAGGGUCCGGUACAUUCGCCGCUGGGGGAUCUCUGGACCUAUAUGAGCCGAUCGCUCAGUACGAGGGCAAACAUAGAUAUGAUCCAGAGGCUAGCUGGACAGAAGCAGAAGAGAAGAAACUGGUUCGAAAGCUUGAUUACAAGAUCUGUUCUUGGGUCUGCCUUAUGUUUUUCGCGUUGCAGCUCGACCGCGGUAAUAUUUCGCAGGCUCUAAGCGAUAACAUGCUAAACGACCUUGGUUUGUCGACGAAUCAGUACAACUACGGAAUGACAAUCUUUUAUCUGUGUUUCCUAUGCGCAGAGGUUCCUUCACAAAUGAUUUCAAAACGGUUAGGGCCAGACAGAUGGAUUCCCAUUCAAAUGGUCAUUUGGAGCGUGAUCGGGAUAUGCCAGGGCCUGGUCGUUGGACAGAAAAGCUUUUAUGCCGUCCGUGCACUAUUGGGGUUGGUAGAAGGAGGAUUCAUUCCUGAUGCCUUGCUCUACUUAUCGUACUUCUACACCAACAAGGAGCUGCCGAUGCGCGUGAGCUUCUUCUACUGUGCGUCAAACGGUACUUUUAUAGUUGCGGCCUUUCUGGCUUUUGGUAUUCUUCACAUGCGCGACAUUGGAGGCUGGGAAGGAUGGAGAUGGCUUUUUGUACUUGAAGGUGCCUUGACUGCCAUCGUGGGUGUUCUAUCCUGGUUUUAUUUGCCCCCAAGCCCGACUCAAACCGCCAGCUGGUUCCGAGGCAAGGACGGUUGGUUCACAGAGAGAGAGGAAACUAUCAUGGUGAAUCGAGUUUUACGGGAUGAUCCUGCAAAGGGCGGUAUGCAUAACCGACAAGGCCUGACUCUGAAACUACUAUGGGACUCCCUUAUGGACUAUGACCUUUGGCCUCUCUACGUAAUCAGUCUCACCCUUCUCAUUCCGACGCAACCCGUGACCGCGUACCUCACCUUGAACCUUAAGGCACUUGGAUUUGACACAUUUGAGACCAAUCUCUUAACCAUUCCCGCAUACGUUUUGUUCUUGAUCCAACUCGUCUUUUGGGUUUGGGUUUCUGAAAAGAUCAACAACCGACAGGCAAUAGUCCUGUUUUAUUCGUUCUGGUGUCUUGUGCUCCUCCUUGCACUAGAGCUAUUGCCAUCCACGGCUGGUCCCUGGGCAUGGUAUGCAGUCACAAUGCUCAUAGUCGGUUAUCCAUAUAUACAUGCUAUAAACGUUAGCUUGACAUCACGGAAUGCUGGUUCAGUGCGAACACGAACCGUGGGCAGCGCCAUGUAUAAUAUGAUCUGCCAGGCAAGCACUAUCAUUGGUUCUAAUAUCUACCGAGACGACGACAAACCCUAUUAUAGAAGAGGCAACAAGGUAUUGCUGGCGCUUGUGGGAUGGAAUAUUGUCAUGACGAUCUUCGUAAAACUUUACUACGUGCGACGUAACAAGACACGCGAGGAGAUAUGGAAUACCAUGAGCCUAGAAGAGAAAGAUCAUUAUCUGAGGACCACCAAGGACCAAGGAAACAAGAGGUUAGACUUUCGCUUUGCGCACUAA
Molecule: messenger RNA, 1617 nt
Organism: Talaromyces rugulosus
Lineage: Eukaryota; Fungi; Ascomycota; Eurotiomycetes; Eurotiales; Trichocomaceae
Exons: 5
Coding region: 1-1617 (538 amino acids)
Biological process (GO): transmembrane transport
Cellular component (GO): membrane
Molecular function (GO): sulfate transmembrane transporter activity
Source: RefSeq, a predicted model, not a curated record